This is a messenger RNA of Crotalus tigris (Tiger rattlesnake), 1458 nucleotides long. RefSeq names its product C-X-C motif chemokine ligand 16 (gene CXCL16). NCBI's taxonomy places the organism in Eukaryota, Metazoa, Chordata, Lepidosauria, Squamata, Viperidae. The transcript has 6 exons. Gene Ontology annotation, molecular function: chemokine activity; low-density lipoprotein particle receptor activity; scavenger receptor activity. Gene Ontology annotation, biological process: receptor-mediated endocytosis; positive regulation of cell growth; response to type II interferon. The record is from RefSeq and is a predicted model, not a curated record. The coding region runs from base 153 to 1304 and encodes 383 amino acids.
GCCAAGGAGAGGCCCUUCCGCGGCGCCCACGAUAAACCCCGACGGGGCGGCUGGGGGUGUCGGCUCCCCGUGCUGAGCCAGAGCGCCGGAGCCGAUUCGGCUCACCCUAAUUAAGCAGGCAACGCCGGGUCGGCCCUGCCUCCGCGCCCGCAAUGGGAAGGCCGGAGCCAGGCGCCGCCGCCGCCCCUCUCCGCCCCGUCCCGGGCCCUGGAGCAGACCCGCUUCUGCCUCCCAGGGAGCGGGCGGGAGCGGCGCUGGGCCAGGCAGGGAGGCGGGGUGGGCAACGCCCAGAAACUUUGGGCAGCCCCCGCUCGCCUCCGCACUUGCUGGUACGUCAAGAGGCCGGGCACCCGCCGCCUCCCCUGGCGCCUGCGGCAGUUCCGGAGGCGUUGGAAAGCCCCGCGCGGCUCCCCCGGCCGCCCGGCCGCCUUUCGCUUUCGGUCUCGGGGAGAGAAGGACCAGGAGGGAUGGCGGCGGCGGCGGCGGCGGCGGGCGAGCGUCGCGGGGGCUCCGGCUCCCGCCUCACUUUGGCCCCGAGGCGCAGCCCGCUGGUGCUGCUGCUGCUGUUGCUGUUGCUGCCCGCCCGGCCAGCCCUGGGCAACGAAGGGGGAACCGCCGGGAGCUGCCGGUGUGAGAGGUACCGCGACGAGCCGCCGCUGGUCAAGAGGUUCGCCGACCGCCUGAUGGCCUGGGAGCCCUGCAGGGGCCUGAUCAGAUUCACCUUCCCCCAGAAGCAGGUCUGUGGCUUGGACGACGCGCCCUGGGUGCUCCGGCUCAUCUCUCUGCAGGCGGAGAAGAGGAAGGGGGCUGACAGGCUCAGCUCCACCAGCCCUGCCCCGCUUCAGCCCCUGAGCUCCCUGCGGUCAACCCGAGCGGUGCCGAGGGAGACUCCACCAUCGCAGGAGCUGCCAAGGGAGACUCCACCAUCGCAGCAGAUGCCGAAGGAGACUCCACCAUCGCAGCAGCUCCCAGCUUUGACCACCAUAAUGGCCGCCCUAGCCCUAGAGAGUGUCCGGAGCGUUGUGCUGCCCAGGAAUGGUGCCGCUGCUGAGGUCAGCCCCACUCAACUUGCACAAGAGGAGGGGGUGCCAGGGUGGCCCUAUCAGACCACUGUCCUCUCUGCACUGGGCAUCGUGCUGCUCCUCGUGAUCGCUGGCCUGCUGUGCUGGUGGAGGCCCCCCAGGAGACGCCGCCGGGCAGCCCUGUCCUCCGAGCAACAGGUGUGUAUGCUGCAGAGACCCGGAGAGGGGGCCACCUGCAGCCUCGGAGCACAUGCGGCCGCUGCCUCAGGGUGGGGGGGCUGAGAGGAGGGAGGGGCGCAGAAGGAAACUGCGUCUUACGGAUUCAGGAAUGUCCUCCCAGCAACUAUGGCUCAGUUUUCCUGGCUCAGGCUCUGUUCUUAUGGACCUUUUGGGUUUUUUUUCUAACAAAUAAAAGUAUAUUUUUGUAGAAAAAGCA